Messenger RNA from Salvia splendens (bonfire salvia), 1556 nucleotides. Its product is annotated as UDP-galactose transporter 1. The coding region runs from base 317 to 1339 and encodes 340 amino acids. Lineage: Eukaryota; Viridiplantae; Streptophyta; Magnoliopsida; Lamiales; Lamiaceae. The record is from RefSeq and is a predicted model, not a curated record. The transcript has 5 exons.
CACAAUUUGUGUGAAGCCAUUACAGGUACAGAGAGAGGGGUCCAUUUUCCAUGGAUUCCUUCAAAGACGUCUCAAAUUCCUUCUCAAAAUCAAAUUUUGGUAGCAAAAUCAGUAUCAAACAAACACAUAAAAAGCUCCCUUUUUCCUCGGAAUUUAUAAUGGCAUAAUUCCGGCAGGCUGCAUUCCGCUACUCAAAUUCAAUUUGUUGUCACUGAAUUUCAUUCUGGGGUUUCCGUUUUCGGCUUGUUGUGCCUCUUUGUCUUGAGCUUUGAACACCUUUUCGGGGAUAAAGGUCGAAUUUUUAUUCGAUCAUAUCAUGGAGGAGAGCAGGCUGUGCCAGUGGAGUGUAAUUCGGUCUAUAUUGGCUAUUGUUCAAUGGUGGGGCUUCAAUGUCACUGUUAUCAUCAUGAACAAAUGGAUCUUUCAGAAGCUGGAGUUCAAGUUUCCAUUAACAGUAUCAUGUAUUCAUUUCAUUGCUUCGGCAAUUGGUGCAUACUUGGUUAUUAAAGUGCUAAAACUUAAGCCUCUUAUUCAAGUUGAUCCAGAAGAUCGCUGGAGGAGAAUUUUUCCCAUGUCGUUUAUAUUUUGCAUAAACAUAGUUUUGGGAAAUGUGAGCCUUCGCUACAUUCCUGUUUCCUUCAUGCAAACGAUCAAGUCUUUUACCCCUGCCACAACAGUCAUCUUACAGUGGCUAAUCUGGAAAAAGCACUUCGACUGGCGAAUUUGGGCUGCUCUGAUUCCGAUUGUUGGUGGGAUUCUGCUCUCGUCAGUCACAGAGCUGAGUUUUAACAUGCUAGGUUUUUGCGCUGCUUUAUUUGGUUGCAUUGCUACAUCUACAAAAACCAUUCUUGCAGAGUCUUUGUUGCACGGGUACAAAUUUGACAGCAUAAACACGGUUUACUACAUGGCUCCUUUCGCAACUAUGAUCUUGGCUGGGCCGGCCAUGGUGCUGGAAGGGCCAGGGGUCACGGACUGGCUCCUUACGUGCCCCUCUCUCUUUUCAUCCCUCGUCAUCAUUUUUGGGUCUGGAGUACUGGCCUUCUGCCUUAACUUCUCGAUUUUUUACGUCAUUCACUCCACCACUGCUGUGACCUUCAACGUCGCUGGAAAUCUCAAGGUAGCAGUUGCGUUCACGUGCUCUUGGCUCAUCUUCCGGAAUCCAAUCUCCGUCAUGAAUGCAAUCGGAUGUGGGGUGACGCUCGUCGGGUGCACCUUCUACGGGUACGUGAGGCAGAUGCUGUCGAACCAAACCCCGGGUGCGCCUGCCUUGCCUCACACUCCACGGAGCAAAACGGAGCUGCUCCCGUUGGUCAGUGACAAACUGGACAGCAAAGUAUGACUCUUGCUCAUGCUUCCUUACAGGCUACAGCCCCCUCUUAACAGAUCAUAUAAUACAUAUAUAUAUAUAUAUAUAAGUAUAUUACAGCCUUAUUCAUUUUAACAAAUGCUGAUCGAUGAAUUUCAUUCUUGUAUGAGAAGGCUAAUGUAAGAGAACCACAAAUCUAAUAGCCUACAUGUUUUUUGGUGAUGAGAAGAGCCUAUUUGUUUUGCAUUUA